AUCAUUCCAGUUUGGCAACUUCACCUGUCGGACUGCUUUAAUUGAGCUACCAACAGUCCCCCAGUCACUCCUGGAAUACGGCGGCGAGAGGCAGCAGCUUGCUAGGUGGACAACGAGGAUGCUGACCUUGAAGGACCAAGGUCCGCCCAGCACUCGGGCCUCCUCCAGCCAGUGCUGACCAGGGUCUUCUGACCUGCUGGCCAGCCAGGACCUGUGCGGGGAGGCCCUCCUGCUGCCUUGGGGUGACGAUCUCAGCUCCAGGCUACAGGGAGACGACCUGGACGACCACAGAGCCAGCAUGGAUCCUGACAGUGAUCAGCCUCUGAACAGCCUCGAUGUCAACCCUCUGCGGAAAUCCCGUACCCCCAUGGAGACCUUCAGAAAGGUGGGGAUCCCCAUCAUCAUGGCACUGCUGAGCCUGGCGAGUAUCAUCAUUGUGAUUGUCCUCAUCAAGCUGAUUCUGGAUAAAUACUACUUCCUCUGCGGGCAGCCCCUCCACUUCAUCCCAAGAAGCCAGCUGUGUGACGGGGAACUGGACUGUCCCUUGGGGGAGGACGAGGAGUACUGUGUCAAGAGCUUCCCCGAAGGGCCUGCAGUGGCAGUCCGCCUCUCCAAGGACCGAUCCACCUUACAGGUGCUGGACCCAGCCACAGGGAACUGGUUCUCUGCCUGUUUCGACAACUUCACAGAAGCUCUGGCCAAGACAGCCUGUAGGCAGAUGGGCUACAGCAGCUCACAACUCUCUCUCCCUCUUGAUGCGAGCAGCAAACCCACUUUCAGAGCUGUGGAGAUUGGCCCAGACCAGGAUCUGGAUGUUGUUGAAAUAACAGAAAACAGCCAGGAGCUUCACGUGCGGAACUCAAGUGGGUCCUGUCUCUCAGGCUCCCUGGUCUCCCUGCACUGCCUUGCCUGUGGGGAAAGCCUGAAGACCCCCCGCGUGGUGGGUGGGGAGGAGGCCUCUGUGGAUUCUUGGCCUUGGCAGGUCAGCAUCCAGUACGACAAACAGCACGUCUGCGGAGGGAGCAUUCUGGACCCCCACUGGGUCCUCACGGCAGCCCACUGCUUCAGGAAACAUACCGAUGUGUUCAACUGGAAGGUGCGGGCCGGCUCAGACAAACUGGGCAACUUCCCAUCCCUGGCUGUGGCCAAGAUCAUCAUCAUUGAAUUCAACCCCAUGUACCCCAAAGACAAUGACAUUGCCCUCAUAAAGCUGCAGUUCCCACUCACUUUCUCAGGCACAGUCAGGCCCAUCUGCUUGCCCUUCUUUGAUGAGGAACUCACUCCAGCCACCCCACUCUGGGUCAUUGGAUGGGGCUUUACAAAGCAGAAUGAAGGGAAGCUGUCUGACAUACUGCUGCAGGCGUCAGUCCAGCUCAUUGACAGUACACGGUGCAAUGCAGACGAUGCGUACCAGGGGGAAGUCACCGAGAAGAUGAUGUGUGCAGGCAUCCCAGAAGGGGGCGUGGACACCUGCCAGGGUGACAGUGGUGGCCCCCUGAUGUUCCAGUCUGACCAGUGGCAGGUGGUGGGCAUCAGUAGCUGGGGCUAUGGCUGCGGGGGCCCGAGCACUCCAGGAGUGUACACCAAGGUCUCAGCCUAUCUCAACUGGAUCUACAAUGUCCGGAAGUCUCUCUUGUUCUAGGCUGAGCUGUAAUGCUGCCCCUCGGCAGUGCUGGGAGCUGCUUUCUUCUUGCCCUGCCCACCUGGAGAUCCCCCAAAGUCAGACAGAGCAAGAGCUCCCUUGGGUACACCCCUCUGCCCACAGCUUCAGCAUUUCUUGGAGCAACAAAGGGCCUCAAUUCCUUUGAGGAAGAGAUCCCCACAGCCCAGAGGCACCCAGAGGAAGUCAGCAGCCUAGCUCAGCCAUGCUUGGUGCUCCCAGCAUCCCAGAGAGACGCAGCCCACUGAACAAACCAGUCUGCAGGCCAAGGUCUCAGGGGUAUUGCUGAGAAGGAACUUUCACACACUACUUACUGAAUGGAAGCAAGCUGUCUUAUGAGAGCCCAGAUCACUGUGGGCUGGAGAGGAGGAGGAAAGGUUUGUGCCAGCCCUGUCCUUCUUCACCCAUCCCCAAGCCUACUGGAACAAGAAACCAGUUGUAAUAGAAAACGCACUGCCCUACUGUUGGUGUGACUACUAUCACCUACUGUUGUUGUUCUUACAGCUAUGGCCACUAUUAUUAAAGAGCUGUGUGACAUC
Messenger RNA from Cebus imitator (Panamanian white-faced capuchin), 2199 nucleotides. It is a transcript of the gene TMPRSS4, whose product is annotated as transmembrane serine protease 4. The record is from RefSeq and is a predicted model, not a curated record. NCBI's taxonomy places the organism in Eukaryota, Metazoa, Chordata, Mammalia, Primates, Cebidae. Gene Ontology annotation, biological process: proteolysis. Bases 299 to 1642 code for a protein of 447 amino acids. The transcript is spliced from 13 exons. Gene Ontology annotation, cellular component: membrane. Gene Ontology annotation, molecular function: serine-type endopeptidase activity; protein binding.